Molecule: messenger RNA, 1058 nt
Organism: Halteromyces radiatus
Lineage: Eukaryota; Fungi; Mucoromycota; Mucoromycetes; Mucorales; Cunninghamellaceae
Product: xylose reductase
Exons: 4
Coding region: 9-974 (321 amino acids)
Cellular component (GO): cytosol
Molecular function (GO): aldose reductase (NADPH) activity
Source: RefSeq, a predicted model, not a curated record
AUUUAAACAUGAGCAAGACUUACAUUGAAUUGAACCGUACUGGCGACAAGAUGCCUUUGGUUGGUUAUGGUUGUUGGAAGGUAGACAAUAAGGAUUGUGAAGAAACUAUUUAUAAUGCUAUCAAGACUGGUUAUCGUUUGAUUGAUGGUGCUGCUGUUUAUGAAAACGAAGUAGAAGUGGGUCGUGGUAUCAAUAAGGCUAUCAAGGAAGGCAUUGUCAAGCGUGAAGAUUUAUUCAUUGUUACCAAGUUAUGGAAUACUUAUCACCACAAGAGUCACGUACGACCCGCCUUUGAUCGAUCUCUUAAGGAUAUGGGUUUGGAUUAUAUUGAUUUAUAUCUUAUUCAUUUCCCUGUUCCUAUCAAGUAUGUUGAUCCUGCUGUCAAAUAUCCUGGUGGAUGGAUUGAAGAAGGUGCCAAGGAUAUUGCUUAUGAACGAUCCCCUAUUCAUGAAACUUGGGCUGAAAUGGAAAAGUUGGUAGAUGACAAGGUGGCUCGUAAUAUUGGUGUUUCCAAUUUUAAUGUCAUGGCUCUUUUGGAUUUGUUUACUUAUUGUCGUUACAAACCUGCCACUCUUCAAGUUGAACUUCAUCCUUAUUUACAACAAAAACGACUUGUGGAAUGGGUUCAAAAACAAGGUAUUGCUGUCACUGCUUAUUCCUCCUUUGGUCCUGCCUCUUAUGUGUCCUUGAAUGAAGAAGGUAAGACUGCCAAACCUUUGUUGACUCAUGAAGUGGUGCAACAAGUCGCAUCCAAAUAUGGAAAAUCUGCUGGUCAAGUCCUACUUCGAUGGUCCGUUCAACGUAAUGUGGCUGUCAUUCCCAAGAGUAUGAACGUUGAUCGAUUAAAGUCAAACUUGGAUAUCUUUGAUUGGACUUUGGAACAACAAGAUGUGGAUGCUAUCAACCAAUUGGAAAUGGGUGCUCGAUUCAAUGAUACUGUCACCUACGGUUUCGACUUGCCUCUUUUUGACUAGUAUUAUUUUUGAAUAGUUGUAUAGUUUUUUUAUGUAUUUGCUUUCUUUUUGUAUCAAUAAACUACUUUUUUUUUUAUUAUUAUG